Cryphonectria parasitica EP155 is the source of this 3024-nucleotide messenger RNA. RefSeq names its product WD40 repeat-like protein. The record is from RefSeq and is a predicted model, not a curated record. The transcript has 4 exons. Gene Ontology annotation, molecular function: protein binding. The coding region runs from base 1 to 2820 and encodes 939 amino acids. Lineage: Eukaryota; Fungi; Ascomycota; Sordariomycetes; Diaporthales; Cryphonectriaceae.
AUGACCACCGUCGCACCGCCUACUACGACUGCCACGAAUAACCCGGCCACCAACUCGGGGAAGGGCUCAACGAGAGCCGCCGGCCUGAAAGAUUCAGCAAAGGCGAGUUCGGAUCGCGACUCUGCCAAAACCCUAGGCCUCGGUACGGUCCAAGCCACUUCCGCAGCUGCUCAGAGCCCGGCAGGCACCUCACCAGUCAGCCAGGGUGUCGAUCCGCUGUCCCAAAUCAGAGCGGAUUUCGACUCCGUACACGACAGCGACUCGGAGCUAGGCAGCGAGCAACGAAUGAACGGCGCCGACGCUCGUGUCUUCUCGUCCAACAUUGUCGAUGCGGGGGGCUUCGUCCCCAUCCACAAGGAACCACCGAGAUAUAUCCGGGUCCGGGCGCAGAACAAGCAGAACCACCAACGAGAAUUCAACCGCAUGUUCCUCGCCCAGGAGCUCGUGGGCACCCAUCCUAAGCAUACUGGUUCCGAGGAGCAGGCGGACGACAAGGCCCUCAUCGUGACGGUGUCGGUGGCGGGCGCAGGCGGCAGGAGGAGGGAGAAGACAGGCGGGGCGAUCUGGGCCACCGAAUUCUCCAAGGAUGGGAAAUUUCUUGCGGCCGCUGGCAAGGACGGCGUUGUGAGGGUGUGGGCCGUCAUCUCGACACCUGAAGAAAGGCGUGCGCAGGAGGAGGAGGAAGCUUCAAUAGCUCCUGUUGGGGAGAGACUCUCUGCGCCCGUCUUUGUCGAGCGCCCAGUCCGCGAGUUCUCUGGUCACACCAACGAGGUUAUCGACCUGAGCUGGAGCAAGAACAAUUUCCUCCUGUCGACCAGCAUGGACAAGACGGUGAGGCUUUGGCAUGUUACCCGGGAUGAUUGUCUGUGCCAGUUCAAGCACAAAGACGUGGUGACGAAGGUCGCCUUCCACCCUACCGACGAUCGUUUCUUCCUGGCCGGAAACCUAGACAUGACGCUGCGGCUCUGGAGUAUCCCAGACAAGCAAGUCGCUUGGAACGUGCAUCUACCGGAUCUGAUCACCGCUGUGGCUUUCACCCCGGACGGUAAGAUGGCAAUCGCUGGACUUCUGAACGGCGUGUGCAUGUUGUACGAGACCGAAGGGCUCAAGUUUCACAGCCAGAUCCAUGCCAAAAGCUCCAGAGGGAAGAACUCCAAAGGAAGCAAAAUCACUGGCAUCUCUGCAGGUACGGAACCCGGUGAGGUGAAGAUCAUGGUUUCAACCAACGAUUCGCGGAUCCGUGUGUACAAUCUAAGGGAUGGCAGCCUCGACACGAAAUUCAAGGGCCACGAGAACUCCUGUACGCAGAUUAGCGCCAGCUUCAGCGACGAUGCCCAAUAUGUCAUCAGUGGGAGCGAGAACAGGAAGGCAUUUAUAUGGAAGACGGGCCCGUCCAAUAGCGGAGACUCGGGCAAAGACAAGCACCCAUGUGAGAGUUUUGACGCUCACGGCGACAUCGUGACGACAGCCCUAUUUGCGCCGAAAAAGACGAGACAGCUCCUGUCUGCGUCUGGCGAUCCGAUCUACGACCUUUGCAACCCGCCACCAGUCGUCCUGAUGUCCGCGGAUGAGGCGGCCGUCUCGGUAUCGCAGGCGGCUCCUUCGGAAUCCGGCAGCCAGGAUCAGACACCCUCAGCACCAGGCCUGGUCAAGAAGAAGGUGGAGCCGUCGCCGGCCUAUAUCUCCCGCACAGCACAUCCAGGAGGCAAUAUAAUCGUCACGACGGAUGAUCAGGGCAUCCUCAAGGUCUUCAGGCAGGACUGCGCACACAAGCGUCGCCACGAGAGCUGGGAGACGGGUAGCACCCUCUCACAGAAACCUCGCGGCAUCAUCGGCAUAGGACGAACUUCGAGCAUCGGCAGCGCCGCACAUUCGAGGCGGGCUAGCCUGAGCACGGGAGCCCCGGGCAAGGGGUCUUCCGACAUGAUUCUCAGCUGGAGACAAAACGUCGAAGGUGGGAGGCCAAAGUCAAUCGCUGGGAGUAUGACGGCGCCAGCCCGGAGUGAGAGGAGUAUCUCGCCCGCCAAAAACAUCCGCGGAUCAUCUACCAACAUUGCGGCGGAUGCGAGGAAGCUGCCAUACUCCCUUGCGUCCCCUCGGCAGGUUCCUGCGCGCACAACUGCGAGCGAUGUGCCCGAUAGUCCUACGAGCAGUGUAGCAAGUCGCAGCCGUCCAAAGUCAGUUGUGGAGGGCCGCCGGAAGCCCCCACCGCAGCCAUUGAAGCUGUCACCUCUCAACAAGGGGCAGGCCGAGGACAAGCCACAGCUCAUCACGAAAAAGGGCGAAGAAGACACGUCAAAGCCAUCACUCUUGAUGUCGCCUCCAGUGCCUUCGUUCUCCUUCAACCCUGCGGUGGAGGAGGAGGGCUCGCAGAAUCCCGUAAUGCAAACCGAUGCAGCUGGCGCCAGUCAUGCCUUCUGGAAUCUGAACCGCUGGAAAGGCCUCGCGGGGCUCAAGUCCUCGGACGGCAAAGCUGGCGUUUCGAAGAAGCACACCAGAACUAGCAGCGAGGCCAUGUCGGGUGUGACAAGGGAUGAAUCCGAUGGCCUCCGACGAAAGAGCUUAGGAUCGUCAGUCAUCUCUGGCCAGACGUCCUCGCCAACCUCAGAGUCAGCGGACGACGAAGAUCUGCUGCAGGCCAAUUCCGUGAUAUCGAAGCUGAGCUCCGAGCUCACCAGCGAGAGUGAUGUUGACACCGCAGGUAAUGGUGACAUGACAUGCCGCAAAUGCCAUGCCCAGAAACCCAAAACGAAGAAGAUUCAGGGCCAGCAGAAACUCGUCUGUGGGCGGUGUGGGAGCGCGUAUACGGAUGGGGGAUGAUGAAGAGUACCCUCUCGUCGACAAAAAGCGAAGUCGGUCCCAUAAUGCUAGACAUUGAUAUCCUCGGGCUGUUUGCUGCUUACUCUAUGCAGUAGAUGGAUGUAUAAGCAUGGCGUUGGGUCGGGUGUUGAGGUGUUCAUCUUUUUGGAAAUCGCUGUACAGCAUAUACCAACAUUAGAUAUUGCGCCAAUCGCAUGGUUUUUU